UUCAUCCACACAUCUAUUCAAGAGUUCAAGCCGAUCAUCGCGCUACGUUUCUAUUGGCUGCUUUGACAGCGCCGCGUCACGUCAUUGGUGACCGUGUCACACCAGGACGCAUCACAUCCAGUCGAGCUUCUGGGAUGAAUCGUGAGCGCCGUGAUUUCAAGAAGACCUCAAAAGGAAAAUAAUGCACAAAAUACAGACGUGUUUGCGCCACAAUACAGCUGCUUUACGCGUUUGGAUGAUAAAUAACGUUAGUUAAAAUAGUAACUGAUGCUUGUGGGCAGUUCACGCUGGUUUUGGCGGUGUAGUUCAUCAGUGAUUGACGUCAGUACCGACAGCACAUGUGUUUGUGCUCGAGCUGUACCGUCAGUCUGCGUAAAACCGUGCGAGUGUUUGUGGAGAUCGGAGGAGAAUGGCACCGUGGAGUAUCGCGUUCAUCGGUUUACUGUGGGAGUUCCAUUGUUGUGUGUGUCGUGAUGUUUCUCUCCCGGCCGGUCCGCUGUACCGAGUGGCCGGCUUCUCGCUGUCCCUGCCCUGCACCGUGACGGGAUACGAAGGUAAAAGGACGCAGGACUUUGAGUGGUUCCUGUACCAUGAGAAUGCCAAGGGUCAGCAGAUCGGAGUGGUGUCCACACGAGAUACGGGGUUCCCAUACGCUGUGUUCCUACCCCGCGUGCAGUCGGGCGAGGUCCGCGUGGAGAGGGAUUCGGACGGCAAAGCCAGACUGAUAAUCCAGAGGCUCCGCCCAGAGGAUCAGGGACGAUACGAGUGUUACACGCCCAGCACUGACACACGCUACUUGGGUAACUACAGUUCAUCAGUGGACGUCAAAGUGAUUCCAGACACGCUGCUGAUAACACACUCUCGCAUUCUGAGCGGCCAGCCGGUGAUCGAGGGUGCGGAGCUUCAGCUCACAUGUGCAGCAUCCAUCCAAUCAGAGCAGCACACUCACGUCUCGGUCACGUUCGGUGUCCGGGGCAGCAAAGGGGCGGAGUCUGCGGGUCACAACCUCAGAGAAAUCAUCGCCUUUGACCGCGAUCAGCGCGUGGCCCCGGGCCGAGGCGGAGCGUACGAGAAGAGAUACAGAGAUGGAGAGAUCGCUCUAGAAAAGAGGAACGGAGAUGGUGGGAGGGAUCUGUACGUGCUGAAGAUGAGCACGCUGGCACCGGAGGAUUCUGGGGCGUAUUUUUGCGAGGCUGUGCAGUGGAUCAGAGACCCGGCGGGAAAUUGGGAACGCAUCGCGCAGAGGACCAUGGAAGUGGGAAAUCUCGUCGUUCAACCACUCACGGACACACUCACCGUACGCUCGAGACCAGAAGGUGUCGUAUCGCUGCAGACCGGCUCUCCGCUCACCCUCACCUGUCAGGUGUCCGGCGUGGGCGUGUGGAACCGCUCUGCGCUCCUCGUCCAGUGGAUGCGGCGCGGGCCGGCCGGCGGAGUUGAGGUGGAGGUGGCACGCAUGGGCACCGACGGCGUCGUGAGCUGGGGUGAUGAUGCCAGCAGGGCGGGAGGGGGCAGUAUGGAGAAAGAGGCGGACGGGAAGUUUUCUCUGCGGCUGUUUUCCGUUCACCCCGUGGAUGCCGGACUCUACCGGUGCGUUGUGAGCGUGUUCGCCGGACGGCUGACACCGGGGCCAUCGAGCCCGGCUACCAUAACACAGAGAUCGGAAUGGGUCACUGUUAACUUGAAAACCGAAGAUGUCCGUGUGUCCGCCACCAUCGAUCUGCCCCAUCGCCCGCUGCUGAAACGGGGCAGUACGGUCACGCUGCUCUGCAACGUCUCGGUCCUGACCACCGGUUCUGCUCAGGUGGAAGUCCAGUGGAUCCAGAAACCGGAAGACCCCAGGAGGAAAGACGUCACGCUCUCAGAGGACAGGGGAGGACGGGUCCUGGCGACUCUGAGCUACGACGGCGUGACGCGGAUCUACAGCAACGGCAGCGACUUGAGCGUCGACCGCGUAUCGCCAGGCAGCUACAGGUUGAGGGUUUUCUCGGCCCGCGAGGAGGAUCAGGGUCACUAUCUAUGUCAGGUGGAGGUGUGGUCACAGGACCCGCACGGCGGAUGGUACAACACGGGGGGCAAAACGGAAUCAAGGACCGUACACUUGUACCUGUACGCACGAGUUGCUGAUCUUCUGCUCAUUCCUCUGGUGAUCGGCGUGUCGUCUGCUCUGUUUGUGGGCGUGUUGAUCAUCGCGACUGUCACGUGCUGCUUCAUGAACAGACUGGCGAGGCAGCGAUCCCAAAUAAGGAAGUAGAAAACAGACAUGAACGACUGGUUUAGCUAUCUUGUCACACUUGAUUUAAAUCUGCACUCUGAAAGCUACAGCAAAUAUCUUGAAUGUUCAUCUUCACACUGUGUGCAUGACAACAGUCGUAUGUUCACAAACGCACGCAGACUGCUGUGAUAUUAUUAUUAUGCGUUUUUAUCCACUCCACUUUUGGCAACCGCCCUGCUCGGAGAGGAACGAGGUACGGAAACAAAUAUCCCCCUGUGUUGAGGCUCAAUGCGGUAUUGUUUAUGAAAACCAGCAGAAGAUCCACAGAAGUUCAGAACUGAAAUCCCUCGCAUGUUGUGGAUGCACUGCUAUGAAAUCUAAGUGACUUGUGUAUAUGGAAAGCCGUCGUUUUUUCGGUGAUGGACGGUCAUUUCACCGAAAUGCGACCCAGAACUCCUUUGUUCUCAGUCCUGUGACCUGCCGGUUUUCUUCCAGUUUACUUUCUACUUGACAAAGAUCCAGGUCAUUUUACAGACCAAAAUUUAAAAAUAAAUAAAUCAUAUUUAGGUUAUACAUUUGCAAACAUGUAAAAACAAUGUUAUUAAAAUAAUUAAUUCCUUGACGGCAUAAAUGACAUUUCACCUCAGCAAAUACUACCUAAUGUACAUUAUGAGAAUAAGCUUUUAUUUUGUUUUAUGAAAAUUAGGGCUUAAAUGUGAAUCACAUUACUUAAAAGUCUUCAUGCUCUUGAAACGGGCUGCAUUUGACCAGGACAUUUCUCAGUUUUGUUUGACUGAAUGCAACACAAAUGUGAGAAAAGGGAUCAGAACCACUGAGAAAACAAAGUCCAAAUGUGCUGUUUGGAAUUCGGAUAUAUGCAGAAUAUAUCUACAGUUUAAGCUGUCAAAGACUCAAACCUGAGAGGAGGUGAGACGACACGCUUUCAAUGGAGAUCUGUGACUGUGCUGGACGUCUACUUGACAUUCUGCGGUGCAACCGAAGCAUUUACGGUGCCAGAGUUUCCUACUGCUCAUACAGGAAUGAUGUGGAACAGGGACCAGAUCGUCCCUUUAAUAUGAUGUGAAAAAUCACGUUUAUCUUGUGUUGAUGUGAUUUUAGUUUACAGUUGUGUGCAUCUGGGUCAUUCUGCAAAACGGAUGUUUAAUAACGACUACCACAAAUAACUUUCUCAAACAUCCUUAAAUUUUCAUCCCAUGAUUUUAUUUUUAAGUUAAAGACACACUUUAUCCCGACAUGUAUUAAUCGUUAUAUGUUUACCCUUAUAUGUGGCGUAUCCAAUUAUUUACCAAAAAAUACUGUUUUGAUCUUAAUCAAUCACUUCCUUUUUAUAAAUGGAAAAAGUUCCUUGUUUCAAAGAAUGACCCAAAUGUUCAAAUAACCCGGACUUCUCUUUAAAGCAUUGAAGUUCUUCAUUGUGAAAUGUCGUUGUAUCUGUCUAUGUGGGUCAAGCCGCUCUUUUAAAAAGAUGAGAAACGUGCAUUCUUUUUGUUGUCGAUCCCUCGUGUAUAGUCACAGAAUUGACUGUGAUGUCGUCUCUACUGUGACCUUCAUGCACUCUUUUAUUGUACUUUGAGAGGAAAAAGGAUUUUGGGUUUUCUGUUCAUAUUUACAGCGUUCAGAUAGUGAAAUCUGGUUUAUCCUCUUAUGCAAUGAAGUCACGUGACCAAAGGCUAAAUGACAGUCAGAAUAUUAAUCCUCAUGUUGACCGUCAUCUGACGUCAUUGUGACCUGCAUGAGUUUAUGCUGUCCUACGCUUUUCAUCAUCUCAUAAAACAAUCGGAAUUGGAUUGCGGUGUGUUUGUUCAACACCAGGAUGUCUUAUAAUACCUGGAGAAACCACCCAUAAGCGCUCGUGUUUGUCUGUUCAUUGUCUGGCACAUUCGACCACUAUUUUACAAGAUGGCUAUUUUGUAUGAAUCGAAUGAUGUGAACAAUACAAAAAUGUAUGGUUCUCAAGAAAGCAGUAAUGUAGUCCCGACCUUGAACCACCCCUGAACUCAUGGAUAAGAUUAUUUGAUUUUAUACAAAUGAACCACGUUGUAAAAUGGUUGAGAUUGUGUUACAUAUUCAGUAUUAAGAUGGUGGUUUAACUAUAGCAAUGAUCACUCGCGAAACAUCUGUGACUCGCAUGUAUGUGUGAUUGAUGUGAUGUUUCCAAACAAUUUCAGAAAAACACAAUUCCUAACACACUGCCGAUUGCUUUGGACAAAGAAUAUAUAACGUGCACUAAUAAAUCUUGUAUAGUACAAACCACUAACUUUAAGAAUGUAAAUGAUUAAAUUUAAACGGAGAGUUUACCCCAAAAUAAAAAUGUGUCCUCAUUUAUUCCUCCUCAUGUGGUUGUAGAUCUGUAUGUGACUAUUUCUUAACUGGAACUUAAAAGAAGAUAUUUUGGGAAAUGUUUUGGUGUUUUAUUGUUCAUACAACAGAAGUCAAUGUUUGGUUUUUCAAAAUAUGUUCUUUAGUGUUCUGCAGUAAAAAGAAACUUGUGAUGGUUUUGGGUGAACUGUCCCUUUAAGUCGACUUUUAUGUAGCAAUACUAACAUAAUGUUUUAACUUUCAAUGUCUGUUAUUUAAUGCAUAAUCCAGAAGUCAUGUUUUGUUUUGAAGGCUCUCUAUCACUUGCACUGCAUUUUUGGGAGAUUUUGCUGUAUGCUGUCAUUGGUUUACUGUAUACGGUUCUUUUCUUUUGUGAAAACUGUGCUACAGGUUCCUAAAUAAAAUAACCUGGAUAAGAGGAGA
This is a messenger RNA of Triplophysa dalaica, 4978 nucleotides long. It is a transcript of the gene igsf8, whose product is annotated as immunoglobulin superfamily, member 8. The record is from RefSeq and is a predicted model, not a curated record. Bases 410 to 2254 code for a protein of 614 amino acids. NCBI's taxonomy places the organism in Eukaryota, Metazoa, Chordata, Actinopteri, Cypriniformes, Nemacheilidae. The transcript has 6 exons.